This is a messenger RNA of Cydia amplana, 865 nucleotides long. Its product is annotated as carbonyl reductase [NADPH] 1-like. The transcript has 3 exons. NCBI's taxonomy places the organism in Eukaryota, Metazoa, Arthropoda, Insecta, Lepidoptera, Tortricidae. Gene Ontology annotation, molecular function: carbonyl reductase (NADPH) activity. Bases 38 to 865 code for a protein of 275 amino acids. The record is from RefSeq and is a predicted model, not a curated record.
GUAGGAACUUUGCAAAACUAUAAAAUUAAACCAAAAAAUGGUUACCAAAGUUGCUGUAGUGACCGGAGCCAAUAAAGGAAUAGGUUUUGCGAUUGUCCGAGGCCUAUGUAAGAGAUUCGAUGGCGUCGUUUACCUAACAUCGCGCGACGAAACUCGAGGUGAAAACGCUGUGAUACAACUUGGCAAAGAGGGUUUACACCCAAAAUAUCACCAGUUAGAUAUUACUAGCGUGAAAAGCGUUGAGAAGUUUCGCGAUUAUAUAAAGAAAGAGUACGGCGGCAUUGAUAUUUUGGUAAACAACGCGGCUAUUGCGUUUAAAAGCAACGCGAAAGAGCCGGUACCGGUGCAAGCCGAACAGACUUUGUUCGUGAAUUAUUUCAGUCUGCUGUCUACUUGCGAGAUUUUGUUCCCUAUACUGCGCGAUGGGGCUAGAGUGGUCAAUAUAUCAAGCUCAGCCGGCCAUUUGACUAAUAUACCAAGCGUGGCUUUGAGGAAUAGAUUCAAAGACCCUAAUUUGACGAUUGAGCAAUUGGUAGAGUUGAUGCAGGAGUAUAUAGAGGCGGCUAGGAAGGGGACCCAGCUGGCUGAAUGGGGGAACUCGUCAUAUGUGGUGUCUAAGGUUGGAGUGACGGCGCUGACCAAGAUUCAGCAACGAAUGUACAAUGAUAGAGAUAUAAAGGUGAACGCCGUGCACCCGGGCUACGUGGACACAGACAUGUCGUCCCACAAGGGCCCGCUGACCAUAGACGAAGGCGCGUCAGCCCCGCUGUUCCUAGCCCUGGAGGCCGGGGACUCCGUGCGGGGACAGUAUGUGUGGUAUAACAGCAAGAUUGUCUCCUGGGACGGGGAGAAGCCGGAAGGUUAA